AUGGCCUCCGACGCCUCCCGCCCGACCCUCUCAAGUCUUGAAAACGAACGCGGAACACGCCGCGAGAAGGUCAAGAACGCGCUGCAGGAAGAGGAGGACCCGCUCGCGACAUAUCUCCAGUUCAUCAAGUGGACGGAAGAGAACUACCGCGGCGAGCUGCUCGGACAGUCCGGCCUGCUCGUCCUGCUGGAGGAAGCGUGCCGGACCUUUAUUGACGAUGCGAGCUACAAGUGCGAUCUCAGGUACUUCAAGAUAUGGGCGCGGUACGCCAGUCUGGUCGAGAAGCCGUCGGCGGUAUACUCUUACCUCCUGGACAAAGAGAUCGGGGUAGUCUUUUCGCAACUGUACGACGAGUAUGCUUUGCAGUUGGAGAGGGAACGACAGUAUGCCAAGGCCGAAGAGAUCUACCAGAAAGGGAUCAAACGCCGUGCAAGACCCAUGGAACGACUACGCAAGAGCUACGAAGAAUUUCAGAAACGAUCAGCGAGUACGCCACGAACGGCACCUCCCAAGCUGCGCCAGCCCCGCUGCAAGUGGGCAGCUGAAGACGAGGCGCUCCGCCAGCACCCCCUGCGAAACAUUAAACCCUCAUCCUCGUUGCCAUCUCUCCUGUCCUCGUCUUCCUCCGCCGCCCCCGAAUCCUCAAACUCGAUGUUCAUACACCCCACGUGCACGGCAGAAGCACGCUACAAGGUCAUGACCGCCCCUCCGCCUGAAGGGAAACGUCCCGAGAAACGGCGCUUCAACUUUGACCUGCUCUGGACGAAAGAGGGUGUAGAGUACAGCAUCCAAGAGGCCAGGGCGCGCUCAAAGGGCCUGCUCAACAAGAAAUGGGACCCCGAUCCCGUCUCGAUACAGCGCGUGCAGUUCAACGACGACGGGCAGAAGACCUCGCGGGGGUACACCACCACGGGCCGAAGGCUGCUCACAGCCGGAGAACCUACUGUUACCAUCAACACCAAAGAAGCGUUGGCAGAUGUGUUUGGCAUGUACAAUUCCCCGGAGAAGUCGAUGCGGUUUGCGAACGUCGCCGGGAGUAAGCACGCGCCGGUCAAGAAGAUCGAGCCUAUGGCGCCGCUUGUCUUUUCCGCGGGUCAAUCGCGGUCGACUACUAACGAGAACCCAAUGCCACAUGCAAACGCUCCAGCGAGGACGCCUCUGCAAGCAUUCCGACCUUUCACAGACGAGAAUGCAGACGCAGACCUUCCCCGGAGCCGCGCUACAUCGGACGAAAAUUCCGGAGCACAUCCCAAGACGCCAGUAUUCCGGCCGUUCGUCGAGGAGGAAAAGGUGAACAACGCCAGGCCAGCUUUCCGGCCUUUCUUGGAAGAAACUGCCAAGAGCAGCACUCCAGGUGUCUUCAAGACCCCAGAUGCGGGUAGGCGAGCCUUGGCUAUGAAAGAUAGCUCCGCCUCGAAGGACGGUCGGGACGAGAACGCGCCUGCGCUGAGGGUACCAGUCUUCAAGCCUCUUUCUGAACAAGCCAUUGUCUUUAGGCCGCCUAGCGUUGAGGAGAAGCCGGCCUUGGGCGGCACUUCGAUUGCAGCGACAAAGCUGCCUUCAACAAGCCAGGCCUUCACGCCCUUCAGGGAAGCUAACGGGCCUGGUCGGGUGUUCAGCCGUCCCUCGGAGAACGCCUUUGUGCCUAAGCGGAGCGUCCUUGGCGAGAAGGCUGGAGAUAGGCUCGAUGAAGUUCCACCGAGUAACCGCCUACCGUUGCGGCAGGCUUUCACACCGUUCGUAGAGGCAGAUCCUGAAGACAACUGGGAUCCUAGCGAAGACAGCUGGGACGACGAGGAGCAGGAGCAGGCAGAGUUCCAGCCGGCGGAGGAGGACGAGGGUUUCUCCUCUAACCCUACGGAAGACGAGGAAGAGAACUACGAGUAUCAGGAGGAGCUCGAGCCGUACCACACGAGGGAGGCGCCCCUUGGGGGCCGCUUCGGCAGCUUCGAUAUUAUGACGCCCAUCACGGAACGCACGUACGAGUUCACCAUGAGCACGCGUGCGUUCACGCCGACCUCAACCGCGGAAAGAGCAUUUCUGGAGGAAGAUGCUCACGACGCCGCUGAGCAGCUAGCUGAAGAGCUCCGAACAGAACGGGAAUGGGCGGAAUACCGAGAGGCGUCGGUUCCCCACAACGGCACUGCUCCCGAAGAAGAGCAGCACAGAUACAGCUCUUUAGGCGAAGAGAAUGUUCCUCCUUUCCGAGUCUCUGACGGUCACACUAUACCUCUACCACCGAACCAGGUGUUCACGGCUCCAGAACCGCCUCUCCCGCGGCAGAUGGGCCGCCUCAGCCUGUCCGACACUCUGCUCACCGUGUCGUCGUUUGUCCCGCCAAAUCCCUGCAAUCCGUUCGACCCGGACAUCAUUCAGACCCUGCUGGGCAUAAGCCCUCGUGACGCGUCCUGCCAUGACUUGAAGCAGGAGAAUGCUGGGCAGCUAGAGAAGUUGCAGAAAUUCGCCGAGAAGCGGCAAAGAAGAAGCAGCGGCAACACCAGCGGAAACACUAGUCGACUAGCGGACACCCUGGACGUCUUCGACCUGCGCAUUGCGGACAGUCGGUUCGAAGUAACCCACAAACUAGGCGAGGGCGGCUUCGGAGCAGUUUUUGCCGCCAAGGACAUAUCUUCGAGGACUGACGAUGACGACUUCGAGGACGACGAUGAAGAUGCUUCUCUAUACGCUAUCAAGGUAGUCAAGCCGCGAAAUCUGUGGGAAUACCACAUCUUGCGGAGGAUCCAUCGCACGCUGUCUCCCCGGUUGAAAUGUUCCGUAGUUCAAGCACACGCCCUCUACGCUUUCCACGACGAGAGCUAUUUGAUCCUUGAUCUCUGCCCUCAAGGGACUCUACUAGACGUGGUCAACAAUGCCAGCAAAAUGAGCGUGUCUCAACAGGGUGCCUGCCUUGACGAAGUCCUGGUGACCUUUUUUAGUGUCGAAUUGAUACGCCUCAUCGAGGGAAUGCACAGCGCUGGUAUCAUCCAUGGAGACCUAAAGAUAGACAACUGUCUCCUCCGUCUGGAAGACGCGCCUGGCGGUCUAUCAGCUUGGUCUACCAUCUACCAACCAUCUGGAAAAGAUGGCUGGGAAUAUAAGGGCAUCAAGUUGAUCGAUUUCGGACGCACCAUUGAUACACAAGUAUUCCCGGCAGGCCAGCAAUUCAUAGCUGACUGGCCUGCGGACGCCCGAGAUUGCUUCGAGAUCCGGGAGAACAGGCCAUGGACCUACCAGACGGACUACUUCGGUCUGGCUGGAAUAAUAUAUUGUCUCUUGUUCGGGAAAUAUCUGGAGAAGGCCGCUAUAGUCCCCGUAGACGAUGCGGCGGGACAAGAGGGCUGCCGAUACAAGCUGUCCACUCCCUUCAAGCGCUACUGGAACACUGAUUUGUGGAGUCGUCUGUUCGACCUUCUGCUGAAUCCUUGCUUCGUUCGCGAGGACGGUAAACUGCCACUCUGCGAGGAGAUCAGUGUAUUGAGGAAGGAGAUGGAGGCAUGGUUAGAGAAGAAUUGCGAUCGAAGUUCGGGUUCAUUACGGGCCCUGCUGAAGAAGAUAGAGAAGUUUGUGAAUAGCUGA
Messenger RNA from Gloeophyllum trabeum ATCC 11539, 3576 nucleotides. RefSeq lists its product as uncharacterized. The transcript has 6 exons. Gene Ontology annotation, biological process: meiotic sister chromatid cohesion, centromeric; mitotic spindle assembly checkpoint signaling; protein phosphorylation. Gene Ontology annotation, molecular function: ATP binding; protein kinase activity. The record is from RefSeq and is a predicted model, not a curated record. The coding region runs from base 1 to 3576 and encodes 1191 amino acids. NCBI's taxonomy places the organism in Eukaryota, Fungi, Basidiomycota, Agaricomycetes, Gloeophyllales, Gloeophyllaceae.